This is a messenger RNA of Mesitornis unicolor (brown roatelo), 423 nucleotides long. RefSeq names its product ChaC, cation transport regulator homolog 2 (E. coli) (gene CHAC2). The record is from RefSeq and is a predicted model, not a curated record. Gene Ontology annotation, biological process: glutathione catabolic process. Gene Ontology annotation, cellular component: cytoplasm. NCBI's taxonomy places the organism in Eukaryota, Metazoa, Chordata, Aves, Mesitornithiformes, Mesitornithidae. Gene Ontology annotation, molecular function: gamma-glutamylcyclotransferase activity; glutathione specific gamma-glutamylcyclotransferase activity.
CCUGGAAGAGUUGUGACUCUCGUUGAAGAUCCUGAGGGGUCUGUAUGGGGUGUUGCUUACAGAUUGCCAGCUGGACAAGAAUGUGAAGUAAAGGCAUACCUGGACUUCAGAGAAAAAGGAGGCUACAGGACUACAGCUGUCAUUUUCUAUCCAAAAGACUCAUCAGUAAAGCCAUUUGAUGUACUCUUAUACAUUGGAACUUGUGAUAACCCCAACUACCUUGGUCCAGCACCUCUGGAAGAAAUUGCUGAACAGAUUUUUAGUGCAGUUGGUCCUAGUGGAAGAAACACAGAAUACCUGUUUGAACUCGCCAGUUCUAUCAGGAAUCUGGUACCAGAAGAUGCAGAUGAGCAUCUCUUCUCCUUAGAGACUAGUAAAGGAACUCUUGCAAAAGCAUCAAAACCUAAACUGUCUAUAAAAUAA